Molecule: messenger RNA, 1020 nt
Organism: Pieris macdunnoughi
Lineage: Eukaryota; Metazoa; Arthropoda; Insecta; Lepidoptera; Pieridae
Source: the annotation of a GenBank genome assembly
AUGUUUCUUGCUGUGUUAAUUCUAUUGAAUUUCAAUUAUAUUAUAUGCGACACUGAUGGCGGGAAAGCGCCAAGGAUACCUUUGAAUGAUGGCAAUUUAAUGCCUGCUAUUGGAUUGGGAACGUUUCUUGGCUUUGACGAAAACGGACAAAAACAAGUAGGAGAUGAAGAAGUGGAGAGACCUGUGACUUGGGCUCUUAAUGCUGGAUAUAGAAUGAUAGACACAGCCUCCGCCUAUCAUAAUGAAGAACAAGUUGGUAAAGGGAUCCUCAAAUCGAAUGUACCCAGGGAACAGGUCUUCAUUGUUACUAAGCUCGGUUUGAAUGAACAAAGAGAUGUUCUGCAAUCCUUACGAGGUUCCCUGAAACGUCUGAACACUUCGUAUGUCGAUUUGUAUCUGAUACACAAUCCGGUUGCAUUGAAGCCCGACCACAGUGGCUUUGAUAUCAUAGACUAUUUAGACACUUGGAAGGGCAUGGAGGAGGCGAAACGCCUCGGCCUCGCCAAGUCCAUAGGUAUUUCUAACUUCAACAUAAGUCAGAUGGAGCGUUUAUUAUCGAACUGUGAGAUACGACCAGCUGUUUUGCAGGUUGAGGUGAACCUAAAUUUAGCCCAAAAUAAACUCCAGGAAUUUACUAAAAGAGAAAAUAUCGCUGUAAUGGCGUACACGCCAUUUGGUUCGCUAUUCGACAAGACUGGUGUACCGCCUCCUCCCAGGAUUGAUGACGCAACAAUGGUGGAACUGGCCAAGAAAUAUAAGAAAAAAGUACCCCAAAUUGCACUACGAUAUUUGGUACAACGAGGUAUUUCGCCCAUACCAAAGUCAGUGCGUAAAGAGAAAAUCGAAGAAAAUAUCGACAUAUUUGAUUUUGAACUUACCGAACCGGAUAUGAUUACUUUGACUCAAUUCAAUAAAAACUAUCGCGUUGUGUGGCCUAGUUUUUGGCAAGAACAUCCUUAUUAUCCUUUUGAAAGGAAAGAGAAUCCAGAUAAUGAUUUAUUUAAACCAAAACCUAAAUAA